Polyodon spathula (Mississippi paddlefish) is the source of this 989-nucleotide messenger RNA. Its product is annotated as tropomyosin alpha-3 chain-like. Gene Ontology annotation, molecular function: actin filament binding. The coding region runs from base 348 to 974 and encodes 208 amino acids. The transcript has 5 exons. Gene Ontology annotation, biological process: actin filament organization; muscle contraction. NCBI's taxonomy places the organism in Eukaryota, Metazoa, Chordata, Actinopteri, Acipenseriformes, Polyodontidae. Gene Ontology annotation, cellular component: actin filament. The record is from RefSeq and is a predicted model, not a curated record.
CCCGACCCAAAAAAAGGAAGGAAGGAAGGAAUGCAAGUGUAGCGAGGAGCGAUUGAGAGAGAAAACUUUAAAACUUCAAAUCAAACACAAACGCGCAGCAAUCCGAGAGAGAAACCGAGAGAAAGCGCGCUGCUUCUGCACAAAACUGAAAUUAAAGACAUUUCGGCAUCAUCAGAAACUUAAUGCAGAGCGGCGUGUCUCUGCAGCAUUCACACUUUAAAAAAACCAAAAAGUAUCUGGCUUACAAAGAGCGGGACACACAGCUCGCAAACACGGGGAUAUACUGGAAAGACUAGCUCGAUUACAGACUUCAAAAAAAGAGAAACGCACAGAGAGAGACACGAACCAUGGCCGGACUGAACAGCAUAGAAGCGGUCAAGAGAAAAAUCAAAGUUUUGCAGCAGCAAGCGGACGAGGCGGAGGAGAGAGCCGAGACUCUGCAGCGGCAGGUGGAAGUAGAGAAGCAGGCGAGAGAGCAGGCUGAGGCUGAGGUUGCCUCUCUGAAUCGGCGCAUUCAGCUGGUAGAGGAGGAGCUGGACCGAGCCCAGGAGCGCCUCGCCACAGCGCUGCAGAAACUGGAGGAGGCAGAGAAGGUAGCGGACGAGAGCGAGAGGGGUAUGAAGGUGAUUGAGAAUCGCGCCCUGAAGGACGAGGAGAAGAUGGAGCUGCAGGAGAUCCAGCUGAAAGAGGCCAAGCACAUCGCAGAGGAGGCCGACCGCAAGUAUGAGGAGGUGGCCCGUAAGCUUGUGAUCAUUGAGGGUGAUUUGGAGCGCACUGAGGAGAGAGCUGAGGUGGCUGAAUCCAAAGCCAGGAUGUAUGAGGAACAGCUGAGAGGAUUCGACCAAUCAUUGAAGUCCCUCCAGGCAUCUGAGGACAAGGUAGAGCCUUCCUGUAGCAGACUAUACCACUUUGCAUUCAGGGGUGGGGGUGUCCACUGUACCACUUGUUUUCAGGGGGUGGAGGGGUAUUUUUAAUAGACAUGUGCUGUG